AUGGGGCCCCCAGGCAAUAGGGGAUCAUGGGGCCCCUGUGUCCUUGCCCAAACUCAAAAAAGCAUAUGAAAAAGGUACCAGGGGCAUCUCAUGGGUCCCCCUACUGACCCCGGCCCUCGGGCAAAAGAGAGAGAAGCAGCACAAGGACCCAGUCAGUUGUGCUGCAGUGAAAGCAAGGGGAGGACUGACAACUCAUGGGGUCCCCGGGCAAUAGGGGAUCAUGGGGCCCCUGUGUCCUUGCCCAAACUCAAAAAAGCCUAUGAAAAAGGUACCAGGGGCAUCUCAUGGGGCCCCAUAGUGGCCCCAGGCCCUCGGGCAGUGUCCGAGUUUCCAAAUGGUCAGUCCGCCCCU
Molecule: messenger RNA, 351 nt
Organism: Staurois parvus
Lineage: Eukaryota; Metazoa; Chordata; Amphibia; Anura; Ranidae
Source: the annotation of a GenBank genome assembly